Messenger RNA from Electrophorus electricus (electric eel), 3849 nucleotides. RefSeq names its product CACN subunit beta associated regulatory protein b (gene cbarpb). Gene Ontology annotation, cellular component: plasma membrane; secretory granule. Gene Ontology annotation, molecular function: transmembrane transporter binding. Lineage: Eukaryota; Metazoa; Chordata; Actinopteri; Gymnotiformes; Gymnotidae. Gene Ontology annotation, biological process: negative regulation of voltage-gated calcium channel activity; negative regulation of calcium ion-dependent exocytosis. The record is from RefSeq and is a predicted model, not a curated record.
CGCGCGUGCACACAGAUGCGCGCACACUGACUUCAAGCAGCACCUUGGCGCUGAGGAAACAGACAGGGCACUCAUCUCUCUGCAUGUUCUCGUUUGCCUGCUAUGUAAGUGGACCUGCUUGGAAGGGGGACGCACUUGCCGGCCUGGACCAUGAGCAAUGAGUCGGCCGUCUGGAACAACCUAACAGAAAGCGCCACAGAGCUCCCCCUGGAGCCUGGGGUGCAGGAUGGCGCCAUCCUGCUGCUGGUCCUCCUGUCCAUCUUCCUGGGGGGGACGUUGGUCCUUGUCUCUGUCCUGCUGAUCACCUGCCGUCGCUGCUGCGAUGGGGAUCGUCUCUAUGCACAGUUCAUUCUAUGCUUCAGAGCCAGAGAUGAUCCAGAGAAAAUAACCACCCCCUAUCUCGAGGAGACCCAGCCAGUGCAUGAAAUCACAAUCCGCGUGGACGAGGUGGAGUGUGUGUCCGCAGGCAGUUCCCACGAUGAGGAGACCGAGCGCUUCCUCUCCACAGGAACCACGGGCCGCCGGGUGUCUUUCAACGAGGCAGCACUCUUUGACCAUGGCAAGAAAGCGCAGGAGAAAGGUCGAAGGUACACACUCACCGAGGGCGACUUCCACCACCUGAAGAACGCCAGACUCACCCACCUCCACCUCCCUCCGUCCACGCUCAAGAUCGUCACCAUCCACGAGUGUGAGACAGCGGAGAACAGCAUCGCCAUGGCAACCCGCCCCGUCACUAAAUCUAGCCUCUCCAUAUUCCAGCCUCUGCUGUGCCCGGUGCCACAAACUGCCCUCAUCAGCCUGAGCGGUAGUCCCAGUUCUGCCUUGCCAGGUGACACCCUCAAUUCCACUGUGGAUACCACGUUCUGUGAGAGCCCACCAGCUCUUGGACCUGAGCCUCCGAGCCCUAGCCUGGAAAUGCUUGGUACCCCCACUCAGAUGGAAAUGAGAGGGGCCAGGAAUGGAGGCAGCCCAGGGAGUGGCCGGGAGAGGCUGUCUGUCUCAGCAGCUCGGCCCUGCUCAUUGGUCAGUGGCCCUCAGGGCCCAGUGGUGCAGUUCUUCACCAAGCUUCGACGCCAUGCCAGUCUGGAGGGCGCCAGCCCCUACUUCAAGAUCAAGAGAUGGAGGUUUGGCAGCAGCCAGAGGGCGUCCAGCCUGGAUACCAGAGGUUCCCCCAAGAGAAGGCCGUUCCAGAGGCAGCGUGCAGCUAGCGAGAGCACGGACCAGGACGAGCCGGGCACCCGCCACAUCGACCUCAUCCAGUACAUCGCCCGCACUAAGGACGUGGCCUACUGCCCGAGCAGGUCGCCGGCUCCGCCUCCGCCCCGCCUCCUCUCCCCCACGACCACGCCUCCACCGUCCCUCGGCAGGUUAGAGGUGGAGGUGAUGGUGGAGCCUAGCUACAUCAGGGCUACAGGGCCCGGGGCUAUCGGCACUAGUGCCGAGCCCCAAGACGAGGCUCUCGGGGUGUGCUGUCGUCAGGACAGCAUGGACCCCCAGAGCCUGUACCGUGACAUCUGGACCCUGCGUGCUUCUCUGGAGAAGCACGUCUCCUCUGACCAGAGCAGCAACAAUGACAAGGAUUCAGUGCACAGCGAUGCAGACAGCGUGUGCUCUCUUAGGAUGAGGACAGUAAAGAUGGAGCUGCGCAGACACCCUUCCCAGGACAUCGGGGACGGGACGGAGCGCGACGGCGAGCUGUCCCGGGACGAGGCUCUGGAGAAACCACGCAAGCAGGACAGCUGGGAUUCGGAGAGGGGCAGCGAUGGAGAAUCGGGGACCCGGAAGCUCUUGCAGAUGGACAGCGGGUACGCUUCCAUCGAAGCCCCGUGCCGUACUUCGGAAGAAGCGCAGCUGCUGUACGGCAUCGGCGAGGACGGCUCGGCCGGGGAACGCCGACGCUGCUUCACCAGCUCCGGUCAUCGGGGGACUGUGUGUGAGAGCUUCGAUACAGACAUCUUUGACGAGGAGCUGGAAGAGGAGCCCGUGGGUGCCAGUGGGGGCAGCGACGGAGUGGCCGAGCUGGAUGAGGGCAGCAUGGUGUGGUCGCCGUACGGACAGAUGUUCACUCAGCCUGACAGACGGGCCCAUGUGCCUCCCCUCUCGCGCCGGGACUACAGCAUAGAUGAGAAAACGGAUGCGCUCUUCCAUGAGUUCCUGCGCCACGACCCCCAGUUUGACCAGCAGGGGUCGCCGCUGCGGCCCAAGCACCGCUCCCGCGUGCACCUGCGCAAGCAGUGGCAGCGCUCCAAGCAGCACAGCGACCCCGGCCAGCGCUUCCAUACGUCCUUCGACCGGUACCGGGUGCCGCUCCGCCGUGGGGAGACCGUCAACUACCCCCUUGAGAGCAGUUACCACAGCACGCUCCCGCGGAUCGUUAGCGCCCCGGACGAAGAGAACAGCGAAGGCUCGGCCGGCCUACCCGACACGCCAAAGACCGACCAGAGGUCAGCGGCUUCUCACAAGGCUGCCGUGAGGGAUGGGUCUCCCAGCACUGACAGCAGUGGACAUUCUAUAACUGACAGCACUACGGACCAACCAGAAGUCCCGGCUGAGGAGUCCGGACAGACUGGCCCGCCCUCUGAGUCGGCAGGCGAGUUUUCGCCCCCGCAGCUGUCUGGGAUAGGGUGCGGCCCCCAGACUGUCUCAGCCGAGCUGAGCGGUAAGCUUGCUGCCAGCCUCGAGGAGCGCCUCUACUCGGGCCUGCACAGGAGCAGGGAACAGACAGAGCGCACGCUGACUGCCACGCACGCCUCACCAGACCACAGCCCAGUGUAGCACAUGGCUCCACUCAUCCCCACCAACAACACACUCCCAUCUGCAGGGGUUUCAGUGUCCAAAGGCUUGGUGGAAAUCUCCCUCAGAAACUCAUCUGGAACCAGGUUGCAUUGUCACUUUAGGGCUAGGCUUAUGAGAGAGGGAUGGGGAAAGCAGGUCCUCGGUCAGCUUUUAAGAGGAAUUCCUACCUAUUUUAUCUCCAGUAUUGAGUAAGUGGAGAUCAAGACCCUUACCUCACCAUAUGACAUGACAUUAUGUUAAUUUUGUACAGUAUUACAAUGUGUCGGUUACUGCUUUUUUUCAGGCUCCAUUUAGUUGUGUGUUGAGCUCAAAAGCCAAUAUAUUAUCUGCACUAGGUAAUCCACUGUGAAAUUGGGUGCUAUUUGACUUUCGAUUAAUUGUGUCUUCUUGCAUUGAUUUGCCAUAUUUCUGUUCUGCACCUCCAUUCACCAUCUCCCCAUUUGGACAAAACGUUCUUAAUUCGCUAUGAUCCAAUGACCAAAUGUGCUUCUCUUUUCAUCUGUUUGCAAAUGCAAAAUCAUUUAGCAAUAUUUUUGCAAAUAUGUUUUCCCUCUUUUGUGGCAAUGCUUGACUAUUGUUAGUAGGGUUUCAACCUUAUAGUUGGACCUGCCAUUGGAUCUGUUCCGUCUAAGUUUGUAAAAGGCAAUCCUAGCAUAUGGACCAGUGAGCACAAAUGAUGCCUAUCAAUAAUAUCAAUAAUAUCUAUCAAACCCCUUGAUUAAUGUCCUGAGCCAGUGUGCUACAGAUCCAGUCCUUCAACCAAUGCUCCGGUUCAAUCCCCUGGUUUAUCAGUCUGGCUGUAAAAUAAUGCAAAAUCUCAUUAAUUUAACAGGAUGAAUUGAGGUGUGUAUGCUGCACUGCUGUGAUGUGAGUGUGACCUCGAAGUAUGCAUGUUCAUCUGAGGUCCUGGAAGCACGGUGUUCCUCGUGAAGUGUCCUUCUCAUUUACAGUGUUGUGGGUUAUCCCAGAACUGCUGAGAUGAGGCAGUGGUAGCUCAGUGGUUAAAGUACUUGACUAGUAAUAGGAAGGUUCCUGGUCCCACCACUGCCAGGU